This is a messenger RNA of Maniola jurtina (meadow brown), 695 nucleotides long. RefSeq names its product microsomal glutathione S-transferase 1-like. Gene Ontology annotation, cellular component: membrane. The transcript has a single exon. Lineage: Eukaryota; Metazoa; Arthropoda; Insecta; Lepidoptera; Nymphalidae. Bases 70 to 522 code for a protein of 150 amino acids. The record is from RefSeq and is a predicted model, not a curated record.
AAAACAGAAAUAUUCCACAUUCUGAAAUCAACCGCCAAAGUGAGCUGUCUUCUUGCCCCCGGAAUCAAAAUGGCUGCAAUAGAGUUAUCGAACCCAACAGUUCAAUCGUAUAUUAUAUACUCGGCGAUAUUAGCGUUGAAAUUAUUGGCCGUGGGGACUCUGACAUCUCUGGUGCGAAUGGGAAAAGGAAUUUUUUCGAAUCCUGAAGAUGCUAAGGCUUUUAAAGGGAAGGUGAAACUGGAUGACCCUAUAGUGGAAAGAACACGUCGUGCUCAUCUCAACGAUUUGGAAAACAUUCCUGCAUUUUGGAUUUUGGGAGCAUUGUACUUGACCACUGCACCGGCAGCGGCGUGGGCUACAUUACUAUUUCGAGUGUAUACAGUGUGUCGGGUCAUUCACACGUUGGUGUACGCCGUUAUCCCAUUGCCUCAGCCGGCUCGAGGAAUUGCAUACAUGGUGCCGUAUAUUAUUAAAUGGUAUAUGGGAGUCCAGGUUAUCUUGUACUAUUUAUCGGCUCUGUAGAGUAAGGUGUAACUAAGUGCAGUUUAAUUUUUUGGGGUGUUGCGAACAUUAUAUAACUUGUAAGUAUUUUCUAUGAAGUUCUGUGUGUUUUGGAAUUGUUCGGUGUGUUAGUUUUUACAAUUUUAUAUUAAAAUUAAUAAAAAAGGUCAUUAAAUUGCUUUACACAAUUUGCA